Messenger RNA from Tetrahymena thermophila SB210, 576 nucleotides. RefSeq lists its product as hypothetical. The transcript has a single exon. The record is from RefSeq and is a predicted model, not a curated record. NCBI's taxonomy places the organism in Eukaryota, Ciliophora, Oligohymenophorea, Hymenostomatida, Tetrahymenidae.
AUGAAAAUCAUUUAAGACAUUAAUAACCAACCUUUAGAUUUUAAUAAUAAUGACAAUAAUAAUCUUAAUCUUAUUGAUAUAUUCCUUGAACUGGUAGAUGAGUAAGAUAGUGGAUCUUAAAUUUCAAGUGGUAGCUAUGAAGAAUGCUUAGAUAUUACUAAACUUUUUUAAGAAGUGAGGAAAUCUAAUAUUGUUAAAAACAUAAUAAAGUCUUUUUCAAGGUUCAUUGAGACUUGUAAAAAAGAAGAAGAAGACAGUUUGAAUCCUUUAAUCAAAAAGGGGCAGAGCUUUUCUUAAGCUAAAAAACUCAUUAAAAGAAACUUCAAAACAUUUGGAAAGAGGUGGAACAUGAAACUGAAUUAUUUAAUUGAUAAAAGCUCUUUCAAACCUUUAUUUUCAUAUUAUUUAAAUAAUAAAUCAUAAAUAUGGCUAAACUCAAGCAAGGUUUAAAAUAAAUAAGAACAUUAAGUAGUAAUUAAUUUCAUCAUUUAAGCGUUAAAAAAUCCUUAGCAUUUAAAAGAAAUCAAGUAUUACAAAAAAACAAAAUCAAUUAUUAAAGAUAAAAAGAAAAUUUGA